Messenger RNA from Condylostylus longicornis, 4452 nucleotides. RefSeq names its product glycerophosphocholine phosphodiesterase GPCPD1. The coding region runs from base 1014 to 3167 and encodes 717 amino acids. Lineage: Eukaryota; Metazoa; Arthropoda; Insecta; Diptera; Dolichopodidae. The transcript is spliced from 6 exons. The record is from RefSeq and is a predicted model, not a curated record. Gene Ontology annotation, molecular function: starch binding; glycerophosphocholine phosphodiesterase activity. Gene Ontology annotation, biological process: glycerophospholipid catabolic process.
GUCAUGAAAGGAAAAUAAAAAUGAAUUUAGUGUGAAUGUGUGGUAUGUGGUUUUCAAAGCCAAUAUAAAACAAACGAAAGGAAUAAGUAUUUCUUAAAUAAUUUUUGCAGCUUGACAGUCAGUUUGUGUUCAUGCUCAAAUAAGUAGUAAAUUGAAAUUUAUUUUCCUUUGUAUUUAAAUUAAAUUCAUUUAAAAUCAAGAACAAUUAUAAAUAAAGUGACAAACAAUUUUUUGUAUAAACUGUUAAAGAAAUUUGAUUGAAAAAAAUUACAUAUUUUUAAAUUAAAAAUAAAUGAACAAGAAAUUCAUAAUGUUGAUUAGAAAAAAAACAUAAAAUUUGCUACAGUUCAAAUUAAAAAAAAAAAUUUUUAGCUACAAUGUGUUCUUAACCAUUAAAAAUUAAUUUAUUUCUAUUCCAAUAUAUUAAAAUUUUCAUUUUUAUAUACAAAUGAUAGAAUUUCGUUAAGUGAGUCACGUCACGGUCAAAGAGCUUGCCAAAAAAACUGGAGAAACAGCCAUUGAAUUCAGUUUCUAAUAAGACAAAGAAAUUUUUUAAAGUUUUUCUUUUUAUGCAAUGUUUCAAAAAUUACAGAAGUAUACCUAGUCAUUUAAUUUCGUUAUAACUACCUCAACAUAUCACAUAAUCUUCAAAUAAUUAUCAACAUUAAAUAAAUCAAUAUCUGUUCGAGAGCGUCGAGAAGGCAAAAUUGACAUUAAGAAAUACGUUUUCCAGUUUUCACAUAAAAAUUUCAAUUUAAUUCAAACUGCUUAAUUGUUUAAUAGCUGCAAAUAUUCAUAAAAAUUCUACUCUUUAAAAUUUGGUACAGAUAAAAUUACAUUUCAUUGAAUUAGAAAUCGUAAAGUAGAACAAAUUUCUUCCGUAAUACUCGUAUUUAAUUUCCUUUAAAUCACAGUAACAAAAAAAAAGUCAAAGCGAAUUUAUUACAAAUAUUUGCAUAAUCUACAAAAUAAUAAGUUAUUGAAAUCAAGGGAAAAAAAUAUAUUUAAUCAAAAUGCAGAAUUGGUUUUAUGUUGAUGAUGUUGCCGAACAUGAAUGUCAUCUGCAACAACCAAGUUCCAGUUCAACUUCAUCUUUAGAAACGAAUUCAUCUGUAAGAACAACUAAAUGGCAUUUUUUGGUAGUUGUACAUCAACCAUUACAACCUAAUGAAAAAUUGGCAAUAACCGGUGAUUGUACAUCGUUAGGCAAUUGGCAAUUAGAAAAAUGCCUUGUAAUGAAUAAGGAUAAGGAUGAUGGCACAACCUAUUGGAGUGCAACUGUUGAAAAUAUACCACGUGACCGGGAAGUACCAUACCGAUAUUUAAUAUGCGCAAUUGAUCCAAUAAAUGAUGAAAAAAUUGUACGCACUUGGGAGACUCAUUUUAAUCCGAGGGUGAUACCAGUUUUAGAUGAUCGUUUAGAAUCAAACGAUGUUUAUGGUGAAAUUGCUGGUGUGGAAAAAAUUGACCGAGGCUGGCUCACCAGCGAAACUGUAAUACAAUUAAAAUUUUUUAAUAGUCCUUUUAAAUGGAAGCAACGAAUGAAAAAUCGUCUAGUUUAUGUUAAAGUAACACCAAUGAGCAUUAAAAUAAACUGUAAUGAUACAGCUGUUGCACAACAAACAGCACUUUCUCCACUUGAAGAUUCAUUAUCAAAUGAUACUCGUGAAAAUGGUGGAACAGAAAACCAAUCUCUUGCUUUUGCCGAAGUAGUUAAUUUUAAUUAUGAAGAGAGUAAUAUUAAACCACAAUCACAAUUUGGUAUUCAAUGUGGUCCAAGUGAUAUUGUAAUGUUUCAUAUAACUGUAAAAGAUCCAGAAAACACAGCAUAUUUAAUUGAUUUAUAUACGUAUAGUUCAAAAUCAGAUUUAGGUGAACCACCAUAUCACUUGGGAUAUCAUUAUAUAUUGCCAAAUGCUUUGAAACGUUCUGAAGGUGUUCUUGACUUGCCAAUUACAUGCGCCAGUAAACAUCGGCCCAUGGGAAUGAUGCAAGUUGGCUAUUUAAUCAUAAAACCAUUUGCUUUCAAAUUCGAUAUGAAAAAAACGUAUGAAAGAUAUUGGAAUAAAAAAUGGACUGGCCUUGAUGUUGGUCAUCGAGGUUCAGGUACAAGUUUUAAGGCCAAAGAUACUGUCAUAAGAGAAAAUACUAUUGGAUCAUUAAAGAAAGCUGCUGCUCAUGGGGCUGAUAUGGUUGAAUUUGAUGUUCAGUUGAGUAAAGAUUUAGUCCCUGUAAUUUAUCAUGAUUUUCACGUUUAUGUAUCGUUGAAAUCCAAAAAAGAGAUUGAUAUAAAUGAUUUCUUAGAAUUGCCAAUGAGAGAAUUGACUUUAGAGCAAUUGAAAACCUUUAAGGUUUAUCAUGUUGUAGAGGGAAGAACCCGCGAGCCACGUAAUUUUGAGAACGAUGAUAUGAAUGAACAUCAACCAUUUCCACAAUUGGCCGAUGUUCUUGAUGCAUUAGAUCCACAUGUUGGAUUUAAUAUUGAAAUAAAAUGGUCUCAAGAAUUAGUUGAUGGUACAAUUGAAGCUGAAAACCCAAUUGAUCGUAAUCUAUAUAUCGAUUGUAUAUUAGAUGUUGUACUACAUAAAGCUGGUCAAAGACGUAUCGUAUUUUCUUGUUUUGAUGCUGAUGUAUGCUCCAUGUUAAGAUUCAAACAAAAUAUAUAUCCAGUAAUGUUUUUAACUUUGGGUGAAACUGAACGUUACGUAAAGUAUCGUGACCCACGAUGCAAUACACUUGAAUUAGCUGUGUGUAAUGCUAGAGCAUUUGAACUUUUAGGUAUUGUUGCUCACACAGAAGAUUUAUUAAAGGAUCCAUCUAAAAUUAAUUUAGCAACAAAUCGCGGUCUAAUUAUAUUUUGCUGGGGCGAUGAUAAUAACAGUAAGGAUACAAUUAAGAUGCUAAAAUCUAUGGGAUUGCAUGCAAUAAUUUAUGAUAAAAUGGAUGUUUUAACACCAAAAGAAAAUCGAGAAAGUGUCUUCUUAAUUCAAGCUAGAGAUAAGCAAAGUGAAUUUUUCCAAUUACAAUGUCUUGAAUUAGCUGGUAAAAAUUGGUAUGAAGAUCGUAGACCAUUACAUGAUGAUGAGAAUAGAUGCCUUGAAUUGGAGAAAGAUUGUGAUAAAAAUGCGUUGUCGACAUCAACAUCAAUUCUGUCGUUAGUAAAGUAAUUUUGACAAUAAUAAACAAUCCAACAAAGGCCACGUAAAGAGGAACAAAACAUAACUUGAGUUUGAUAGGACAAUUUUAUAGAUACAUACGUAAUUUAAUUUUUAAUAUUAAUAUUACAAGCCUAAUAAACUUCUUUUGUUUUAACUAAAUUUAUAUGUACAAUUUAUGAAAAAUUUAUUUUAAAUUUUACUUUUAAUUAUUUUAUAAAAAAACAAAACUAAAAAUAAAAAUUACUAAAAAGAAGACAACCAUAAACAAUUAAUUGAAAUAACUUUUAAAACAUUUCAAAUUACUUUUUUUUUAAAUAUUUAAUACUAUUUUGUGUUCGAAUUUUUUGAUUUAAAUAAAUGAAUUUUAUUUUUUUUUAUUAUUAAAUAUUCAACAAUAUUUUUUAUCCUAAAUAUUUAUUGUAUGUAUACUUUGUAAUCUUAUAUCUAGCAAUAAAUUGUUUUCAUUUGCCAAUAGAUGAUAUUUUUGAAACGCUUUAUACGUAAGAAAAAUUAAUAAAGAAUGUAAUAGCAUAAAUUUAUGUAACAUGAAAAUAAAUAUUAGACAUUUUAGUUUAAAUUUUAUUAUAAAUAUAUAAUUUUAUAUUAAAAAGCUAUAAAAAAAUGAAUUUUCAAACUUCGAAAUGUGCACUAAUUUUUUAUUUUAAUAAUUUAUAAAAAGAAUUGUCUUUAAAUUAUUAAACGUAUAAUAUCUUCGAUUAAAUCAAAGCUAACUAAAGCAAUACAAAUUUUAACUAAAUAAAAAAUUAUUCAAAGUAUUUAAAAUUAUAAAAGUGCUAAAGCCGACUUUAUAAUGUAAACAAAGUAUUUUUAUUUUAUAUUUAUUGAAAUUAUUUCAUUAUGAUUUCUUUUACUCGUAUAUCGUGAUAUUGAGUUUUGCAAUUCUAAGAAUUCCAAUUACAUUCAGUCUAGAAUUCUUGAAAAGUAUUCAAUUUACAAUUAAUGUUACAAAAUUUUAUCUAAUUAACUUUUUUUAUUUAAUACAAAUUUGUCGAAAAUGAUACCUUUAUUCAAUUAUCAAUAUGUAUGAGGGAGGCAUGAGAAAAUAUUUUUUUUAUAAUUCAAACUACAUACAUCGAGUUCUUAGUGCACAUUCGAAAUUUUGCGGGAUGUUCUACCAAAAUAAAAUUUAUGCAAAUUAAAUGCUUGUAUUUUAACAAAUCAAGCUGUACAUAAAUAAUUUAGAAAAAAAAUAUUUAAAAUAUAAAAAUAAAUAGUGAAAUGAUAAAUUCUUAUAUUUUUGAAAAGGCAAUAAAUUAAAAAUAUGCUAAGGUAA